AUGGCUAGACAGCUCCACCCCCUGUUGGCGCAACAGUUGGAGAGCGCCGGGGUGGACCUGCCAAGCUUGGGACACCACGGCUCCAGCCUGCUUUCGCUGCUUCACGAGAUUUCCAGGACUUACGAGCGGGCAAACGUGCCCUGCCCUCCGUCUACGGCGCCGCUGCCACGGUCGCGGCCAUCCUCGCUCGGCGCGGCCACAGCUGUCCAUGCCUGCAACACGGCGACGAGCUCACCGGGGCCCUCCGUCUCGAGCGGCGACCCGGUGAUCGCGCACGCCGAGGUGCUGAAGCGUAUCCUCGCGAAGUUCCGCACCCGCGCCUCGAGCUGCAUAGAGACCCUCCGGCGGCUCCACGCCGAGCAGGAGUGGCUUGCCUUUCGGCGAGAGGCGCACUCGCUCAAGGGCUCGUCGGGCUAUAUCGCGGCGUGGCGGCUGCACAAGGCGGCCUUCACACUGCAGCGCGUGGCGGAGGCGACAAACGAGGGCAAGCCGCCCGAGAUGCCGGUGGAGGAGGCGAUGGCGGCGCUCGAGGCGGAGAUUGGGCUCGUAUUGGCCGAGAUUGACAAGACGAUGGGCGAGGAGUGA
Molecule: messenger RNA, 585 nt
Organism: Emiliania huxleyi CCMP1516
Lineage: Eukaryota; Haptophyta; Isochrysidales; Noelaerhabdaceae
Exons: 2
Coding region: 1-585 (194 amino acids)
Biological process (GO): phosphorelay signal transduction system
Source: RefSeq, a predicted model, not a curated record